ACGAGCGUGAUGUCCGCUUGUCGCAGACCAACGAGGAGUUCGUGGCCGCAUUGACCACCAACAGUUGCCUCGAGGACAUGUCAGUGUCAGACCGCUUGGACAUGCUUGAGUCAGCGGCGGAGAUAUUCGAGAAGGCCAAGGAGGCGAACGCAGUUGCCAUGCAGGCCCUGCUUGGGCAUCCUCAUGGCAAGACUUACGUUGCCAGCUUGAAGUCCGACUUGGCGAAGACCAAACUAACCCAAGACUGCCUUACCAAGCUCCAGGACAUCGCGAAGUCGGUCGAGGGCGCCUUGGUUGGAUGCUAUAGUUUGGCGCAGUGCACUCCAGAGGUGGCAGGGUUCUUGACUGAGAAGCUGCGUGAGAUGAGCGAUGUCCUGAAGAAAAGCCGCUCCUUCGACUGCCAUGCUACUUUGUUACCGAGCGCCGAUGAGUUGAUCACUGGCACCGUGACGACCAAGCUUUACGAGGCGAUGCGGAGUGUUCUUGAGCCUGUCUGCAAGAUUUCAUCCACCGUUGGGGACCUGACGGCCUGGAUAGAUUCGUUGGGUUCGGGGCUCGACCUCAAGCACAGCAUGAACGUUUACGAGGUCUUGAAGGGCAUGCCCGGCGUGGUCCAAUCGACGUCGGAGUGGAAGGCCAGCGUUUGGAUGAUCAAGGCGGCAAGUUGGCUUCGCGACGUUGCAGGGGUGCUCGGCUUCCCCGCCUCCGAGUCCGACGACGCAUCCAGGUCCAAGCUCGCGAAGCUUGCGCUGGCGGCCAAUUCGGUAUUGGAGGUGCCAGAAGACCCUGCAUGCGCAGACAUGGCACAGAGCCUGAAGGGUUCGCCCCUGCUUGCCAAGGAGUCUGCGCUUAUGCAGGCUCUGCGCAACGGAGCCGACGCCACUAUCGCGACUGCGUUGCGGCCGAUCUUAGCCCACUUCAGGACAGCCGUAGGGCCAGGGUGCAAUUCCAUCAAGUUCUCCGAGCUGACGUCGCCUUGCCUCACGCGUAUUGCUUCAGCGCAGUUCGAGUCCGAAGAGUUCAACAGGGCGAUGCAGCUCAGCACGGACAACAAGGACAAGGUGCUCACGCUUCAGCUGGGCGUCCUGUCACAGCUUCUCAGCUUCAUCGGGUCCCUUGCGAACGUGGAGGUGCACAGGCGCGUGGUCGAGGCCAAUCCCGACGCCCCCUGGGAAAAGAUGUGGACUAAGGACACGCUUGACCUUUACCGGCGCAUGCGUUCGUGGCGUGCGACCCUGAAGACCACUUUGGCACACGAGCGCACCAUGAGUUGCUUCGAGAAGAUGGUUCGCGUUGGGCACGUCGACGUCCUGGACGACGCCGUCCAGCUGCAGGGGCUCUCGGACAGUUUGUUUGCUGACGCGCUCGGCUACGAGAAGUUGUGCGAGGAUGUCUUCACCAGGCAGGCCCUCGAGCUCCUCGGCAAGCUCCGCGACGCGUCGCCAUGCAAGUGGCGGGAGUGUCGCGACUCGCUCGUGGAGAACCGCGGUGCGAUUCUGGAGCUCGCUACUUGGCCCAGGGAUAAACUUCAGAAGAUCGCGCCGCUCAGCUCGUCAGCCAGGGAGAUGCACAAGCUGAUCAAGUUCUUGCACGCCGAUGGCCAUGCUCCGAUUGUGCCGAUUAGGACCGUCAAGGAGUUGAGGGACUCGUCGAACAUCGGGGUGGAGACGUUCUGCUUCGCAUUCGCGGCCUGGCACCUGGCGAAGGGGAUCAGCAGCGAGCAGCCGGCGGAGAAGGUCAAGGACUUGGUGGAGAGCGUGAAGGAGAAGUUCGGCAAGCACAAG
Messenger RNA from Prorocentrum cordatum, 1784 nucleotides. Lineage: Eukaryota; Dinophyceae; Prorocentrales; Prorocentraceae. The record is from the annotation of a GenBank genome assembly.